AUGACCCAACUUGGGCGCUCAGUGCUGUCCUUGUUGGUGGCCGCGGCCCUUCUGCCCGGUGCAGCUGGACAAGGUGCCGGAGGCGGCGGCGGAGCAGGCGGAGCAGGCGGAGCAGGCGGAGAAGGCGGAGCAGGCGGAGCAGGCGGAGCAGGCGGAGAAGGUGGAGCAGGCGGAGCAGGCGGAGCAGGCGGAGCAGGCGGAGCAGGCGGAGCAGGCGGAGAAGGUGGAGCAGGCGGAGGCGGCGGAACAGGUGGAGCAGGCGGAGGCGGCGGGGGUGGCGGAGGUGGCGGAGGCGGAGGGGUUGCGUUGACAGAGCCACACAUCACCAUCAAUGCCGACGUGGAGUGCAGGACGAACGUGAACGGCCCGCAGACCAUCACCGGCUACAUUUACUGCGACAACUACUUUGAGUUUUGGUUCAAUGGAGUUCUCGUGAAGAAGGACCCGAUGACGUUCACGCCGCACAACGCGGUCUCCGUCUCCUUCGAAUGGGACGGCGUUUCCGACAAGGAAUACGCGAUCAUGUGUAUGGACUACGCGAGCAGCUCCGGGUACGAGUAUGUCGAGACCUCGAACCCAGGCCUCGGUGACGGUGCGCUCAUGGCGGAGUUCUCGGAUGGCACCGUGACCGGCGCUGCCUGGGAUGUCUUCGUGCUGACGCACGGGCCUACCGACGCGUCCAUUGCGGCAGGCUGCAGCAGCAGCAACCUGGCACCAUGUGCGGUCACUUCGGUGGCAGAGCCUGCAGGAUGGAUGGCUGGUGGCUACCAGGCCAGCGGUGGCUGGGUGUCAGCGACCGAAUACACCGCCCAGCAGACGGGUUGGGGGAGGACCCCGACUUGGGAUGCGGCCAGGAGUUGCUGCGGCACGGCCACAAGCCCGACAACUCAGCAAACGCUGACCAACAAUGGCGGAUGCUCCGUCAAUUACGGCAACUACGACCCGGUCGGGGGGGUUGCUGUUACAGUAGCGGAAGAUGAGUGCUUGGAUCCGAUGGCCUUCUUGUCAGAGACGAGGUCGAAGAUGAUCUGGUCUUCCGACUUGGAGCGGGACAACAAGCUCCUGUUCCGCAUCACCGUUCCUGCCAACGCGUCGACGGUGGUGCAAUGCCCUGCGUGCAGUGCACCAACGGUCGACCAAAGCACACAACGAGUGCGCAAGGAGUUGCGGACGCUGAGCGCAGCAGAGUGGAAGAAGGUGACAGACGCCAUGUGGGUCAUGAAGAACACGACGCAGGCGGCCGGCGUCGCAACAUAUGGCCAGGCGUUCCGAACCUACGACUACUUCCCGGCCAAGCACGCCGCGGCGUAUUCUGAUGUGCGGGGCGACCAGGCUCACUUCGGCCCUCAGUUCAUGACUUGGCACAGCGCCUUCGUCUUGGAAUUCGAGAAUGCGCUGCUUAGUGUGGACAGCACGAUUGGUGGGUUGCCAUACUGGGACUCCACAGUGACCUCUCCGUCCAUCUUCUCGGAGACCUACUUCGGAAGUGCUCCUGGCACGGGGUCCGACUCUCAAGUUGUCGACGGUGCCUUCGCGAACUGGUGGAUCAAGGCUGGCUUUUCCUUGUCAGACUACAACCCUACCGGCAGCUCUCCAUACACUGGCUCGCCCACCGGAAUGCUGCGGGGGCCCACCAACAACAACGCGAACAGCAUGAUGACACGCUACGGCUCGAGCACUUAUUCGUACCCCGCCAACGACUUCUGGAUCUGCGCGAACUUGGAUGGGUUUUGGAAUGACUGGUACAAGUGCAUCGAGGGCGAUGCGACUGUCAGCGGGAGCUUUCACGGAGGACCACAUGGGCAGGUGGGCGGCAGCUCGGGCGGCAACAGCGGGGACUUCGAGGACCCGGUCACGUCGCCGAAUGACCCCCUCUUCAUGUUCCAUCAUGCAAAUGUGGACCGCAGCAUGCGCUGGUGGAUGCUGAAGAAUGAAGCCAAGCGCAGCACCUUCUACGGCUUUCCCGCAGCGAACGCCGAAGGCAUUCGCGAGAACACCGGGAAGAGCUACUAUGGGCAGAACCUCCUUGACGUGAUGUCAAGCACGUGGGGCUUCACCGUUGCCGACCUUGGCUUCUCCAGUGCUUCCACUGGCUUCCAGACCAAUGCGGACCUGCUUUGCCACAACGGUCCCUCCACAAGUGCCUACACCUAUGACACGGAGGUGGCCUGCUCUGGAGGAAGCCAAGCUGCUUGUUCGGCAGUUUGGGGAGAUACCACGACGCAGGCCGGGACGACGGCCGAGACGACGCAGGGCGGGACGACGGCCGAGACGACGCAGGCCGAGACGACAGCCCAGACGACGCAGGCCGGGACGACCGCCCAGACGACGCAGGCCGGGACGACAGCCGACACGACACAGGGCGGGACGACGGCCGGGACGACGCAGGGCGGGACGACGGCCGGGACGACGCAGGGCGGGACGACAGCCGAGACGACGCAGACUGGGACGACUGCCCAGACGACGCUGGCCGAGACGACAGCCGAGACGACGCAGGCCGGAACGACGGCCCAGACGACGCAGGGCUGGACGCUUGCCGAGACGACGCAGGCCGGGACGACAGCGACGACACAGGCCGGGACGACAGCCGAGAAGACCAUGGCCGACCUUAGCAACACGGGCUACCGACGGCACACGGCCACAGUCCUGAUGACGACCUUCCUUGCUGCCGCCAGCUCAUGA
This is a messenger RNA of Symbiodinium natans, 2682 nucleotides long. NCBI's taxonomy places the organism in Eukaryota, Dinophyceae, Suessiales, Symbiodiniaceae. The record is from the annotation of a GenBank genome assembly.